AUGUAAUAUUUAAAUUUGUUCAUACAACCAAUAUCAAGUGCAGUAGUUUUCCCAUACUCUAGUUUGUAACUCCAUAAUGUAGAUUACUAUAAUCAAUCAUUACAUUCUCAAUAUAUUGGAUUGGUUUCAUAAAUCGAUGAAACCUAGCCCCACAUUGAAACUAUAUCCCAAUAUAGCCUCUAUGGCACACUUGUCCAUAUAAGAAGCAAGUAAGAAGAGUCUUCUAGCUUUUACACUGCUUUUGCAUUUGCUAGAUUUCGAAUAAAUUCGUUUUGCCAACUUUAGCCAUUUUUAGUAGCAAAUGUGGAAAUACUUAACGACGAUAUCCAAACUAGUGAUAAGCAAAUCUUAGGUACAUUUAAAGAAGCUAUAAAAGUAAAUUCACCAUUUAUAUUUAGAUCUAUAUGGAAAACUUUUCUCUUCUCCCAAAUACUCUACUAAAGCAUAAGAUAGAUGAAGAAGAAAAUUUACUAAAAUUAUAUUAUCAGGUCUCAAGCAGAAUACAAAUUCCAUUCAAUCAAAAAAUUAGAUUAUUAUAAAUGAAUGAUAACAAUGAAAGAAUAUAAAUAUUGAUGUAGUAUUUGAAUCAUAAAAUGACACAAUAUACAACUAAUAAUGAAUUGGAGCAAAAAUUGAAACAGGAACUUAUAUCAGAGAUGCAAAAUAAUGGAGAUAACUUGCUUAAUUAAACUGAAUAAAUUGUUCCAUAAAUUUAAGAAUUAGAACUGGAUUAUUAAAAGUAAUAUGUUGAAUCAUUACCAUGGGGAAUAGUACAUCCAGAGAUUAUUAGUAUAUCUCAAUGUAAAGAGAUAUUGGAUAAGAGACAUCAUGGAUUGGAGAUGGCAAAACAACGUAUUCUAUAAUUUUUAGCAAUAAAAUUAUUAACAAAAUCUACUGGAUCUAUAAUAUGUUUACAUGGUAGUCCUGGAGUAGGAAAGACUUCAUUAGCAUAGAGUAUAGCUGAAUCUUUGGGAAGACCUUUUUAAAAGAUAUCUUUAGGUGGAGUUUCAGAUGAAGCAUAGAUAAGAGGUCAUAGAAAGACAUAUGUUGGAGCUUAGGCAGGAAUGAUAAUUGAAGCAAUAAAGAAAGCAAAAUGUAUGAAUCCAGUCAUUCUACUUGAUGAAAUAGAUAAGAUUAACCAAUAUACAGUUGGUUCUGCAUUAUUGGAGGUUUUGGAUCCUGAAUAAAAUAAAGCAUUUUUGGAUAAUUAUGUAAAUGAAGAAGUCAAUUUAAGUUAAGUUCUUUUUAUUUCAACAGCAAAUUAGUAAUAUUAUGAGUAAUAAUGUUAGUUUAGAAGCAAUAUAACCAGCAUUAAAAGACAGAUUAGAAAUGAUUGAAAUACCGUCUUAUACAUUAGAUGAGAAAGAAAAGAUUGCAAUUUUACAUUUGAUUCCAAAAUAAUUGGAGCUUAAUGGGAUUGAUGGGAAGGUAGAUUUCAGUAAAGAAGUAGUUAGAUAUUUAAUUAUGAAUUAUACAAAUGAGAGUGGAGUUAGAUAAUUAGAGAGAUAAAUUAAUUCAAUCUUUAGAAACAUAGCAUUAUAAUAAGUAAGAGGUAAAAGAAAGGGAUCUUAUAAUAUUAAUAAGGGAUUCAUUAAUUAAUGUUUGGGUUAAGCUACAAUUGUCUAUAAGAAUAUUAGAUUAUAAACUGUGGGAAUGUGUAAAGGAUUAAAUGAUGAUGGGAUGAAUAUUUUAGAAGUCAUUAAAAAUAAAGGAUAAGGGCAUUUGUUUUAAUAAUCAAAAGAUCAAUAUAUAGUUGAAUAAGGAAUAACUGCUUUGUCUUAUUUAAGAAAUUGUUUCAAACAUAUUUAAUUUCACAAUUGGGAUAUCAAUGUUGCAAACUAAAAUUGUUUAGGAGUUUGUGUUCUUGUUGCUUUGGUUUCUCUCUUUAUGAAUAAGAAGGUCAAAUCUAAUGUUGUCUUUGCAGGAGAAUUAAGUCUUAAAGGAUCUAUUUUUAGAUAAGAUAAUCUUAGAGAAAGCAUUAUUUAGGCUGCUGAAUUUGGAGUUGAAAUGUAAUAUUAUAAUAAUAUAUUUAAGAAUCAUUAUUCCAUCUUAAAAUGUAGGUGAUAUUCAGAAUUUAAAACCCUCGAUCAAAUAAAAAAUUAGAUUAGUUGAUCAUAUUGAAGAAGUUUUUUAGUUAGCAUUUGAGAAUGGAUUUACUUACUACCACUACCCUAAUUUAUGA
Paramecium sonneborni is the source of this 2182-nucleotide messenger RNA. Lineage: Eukaryota; Ciliophora; Oligohymenophorea; Peniculida; Parameciidae. The record is from the annotation of a GenBank genome assembly.